GAAGCUAGAAACUAGAAACUGAAGGAAAAUAUCUUUUAUUAUUAGGUUUUAAAACCAUUUUUUAAAGAGACAGUUAAUGACUUUAAAAAAAUUUCGAACAGAGGAUUUAAAAAUGAAAAUUCUGUUCAUUAAGAAUAUUGUUUUAAAGGCUGCGCAGUGUUUAAAAAAACGGAGUUCUGAAGGAAAAUCUUAGAAUCGUAGAAUCUUAUAAAUAGUCCUAUCUUCAGAGGAGCCUUGAAGAAAAAGUUCGAGAUCCACAAUUUGAGUCCAUUGUUGAGACUAUUAAGAAUCUCUUUGAGCUGACAGUUGUAUUAUCAAUAACACACUAACGCACGUCAAGCUGCCUUAAAGGGACCUAAAUCCAGGCGUUAUCUCCCCUCGGGGAAUGAAAAUGAUCAGACAAUAAAGCAUCAAACAGUGUGUAAUCCCUGCACCUGCAGCUGUUAAAUGGUAGUCUUUGUUUCUUCUCGGGGCUUUUAUUUACUAAUGUGAAAGCUUUUAGCGCGUGUUUGCUCAUGUUUGCCGAAGUCUCAGGCAGAGCAUUUCAGUAAAAAUGACAGAGUGGGAGGGCCACUCGGUGCAACUAAUAAGGACCGAGAUCUAGCAGGCGAUCCCACUGUGACUUUUAUUUCCAAGUCCUGGAAAUCGCAAUCGGACUGAUCGUAAUCACACAUGGAUUAUGUUGUUUUCGCUGCCGUUUGUUUGUUUUUGCCAUAGAGGAAACUUUCACCGCAGCUGUUUUGAAGUGGACUGCUCUCUAGUGUUUGAACCAUGAUGUGUGUGCUGAGAUGGACUGCUUUCCUCUGGACUUUAAAUUCCAUUCCUGGCUCCGUUGGAAUGGCAGUGAAUGAACAAGCAGAUGACUCAUGUCCCCCUUUGAGUGUGGAGGACCACAGAUUUUCUGAUGCAUUAGAUCGCCCUCUGCAAAUCACAGGGUUUGAUCUCACCGAAAAGUUUCUACUUCGAAAAGGGACAAUUAUGGAAGACCUGCCUUCAUUUAGAUUGGGAAGCAGUCCACUUAUCAAGCCAACAAUAUCCAUUUUUCCAAAUGGACUUUCAAGUGAAUACUCCUUUGUCACCAUCUUCCGGGUAAGGAGGACAACGAAAAAGGACCGCUGGUAUCUUUGGCAGAUUUUUGACCAAUCUGGAGGCAGUCAGGUGUCUGUCGUGGUGGAUGGCAAUAAGAAAGUGUUGGAGCUUUCCUUCCAGGGUGUGCUCAAAAACACGUUGCGCUACACGUUCAAGAGCCGUGACCUACAUGGCCUUUUUGAUCGCCAGUGGCACAAGCUGAGCAUUUCUUUACAGAGCAACAUGGUGUCACUUUACAUGGACUGCAAGCUCAUAGAGAGGAGGCUGACCGACGAGAAGGACGGCAUUGACCCCAGUGGAAAAACACUGAUCACCACACGGAUGGAAGAUGGUCGACCUGUAGAUGUGGAGGUCAGACAAAUUCUGAUCUACUGUGACCCCUAUAUGGCUGAGAUGGAAAACUGCUGUGAGCUCGUGCAACCAAAGUGUGAAGCCAAGAAGACUUUUAAUGGGACGGCCCCCCCUCCCCUGGUUACACAGCAGCUUCCACAGAUGCUGUCUCAGCCGGUCUCACACUCAAAUGACAGAUGUCACUGUCCAGGCGAAAAGGGAGAUGUUGGACUCCCAGGUGUAGUUGGACUGCCAGGAGAAAAGGGGGACAAAGGAGACAAGGGGGACUCAGGGGAGGUCGGACCGACAGGAAACCCAGGACAUAAGGGGGAACCUGGAUCGGAAGGGCAAACAGGAAUCGAUGGGGAGAAGGGUUUGAAAGGUGACCCAGGACCAGUUGGUCCGACUGGUCCGAAGGGAAACAAAGGUGAUGUGGGUAAACCUGGCCUUCCUGGUUUACCUGCUAAUAAAGAAUAUGUCAAAGGAGAUCAGGGUCCCAGAGGAGACAAAGGAGAAAAGGGCUUGGCUGGGGUGCCAGGAGAACCAGGCAAGGAGGGCAAAAGGGGGCGGAGAGGGAAACCCGGAGAGCCUGGACCCAGAGGACCAUCUGGCCUAGCAGGAAACACAGAAGGUGGAGGUGUGAAGGGGGAGAAGGGGGAUUCAGGAGAGCCGGGAGAAAAAGGAGAAGCUGGUCAGCCAGGUGCAGAGGGUGAGAGUGGGAUGAAGGGCCAGAAAGGUGAUGCCGGCCCUCCUGGUCCACCAGGUCCUGUGAUGACAGCCCACGGCUUGAGACAACUCUCUGGAACUGACGAUCUAAAGGAAACCCAAAAAGGAGAAAAGGGAGAUCAGGGCGAGCGAGGACAACAAGGAAUGCAAGGAUUUAAGGGAAACCCAGGUCUUCCAGGCCUGAAGGGAGAUCAAGGCCCAGAGGGGAAACAAGGCCUGUCUGGACCCAUCGGACUCCCAGGACUCCCAGGAGAGCCAGGCUCGCCGGGGGAGCCAGGGGUGCCUGGGAGAGACGGCCUGAAAGGAGAAAAGGGUGACUCUGGUGGAGUGAUGGGGCCUCACGGACCUCCAGGUCCAAAGGGUGAGCCUGGAGAGCCGGGGGGCGGAUAUAUGGGUGAUGGGAUGCCUUUAACCAGAGGGUCUCGUGGACCUAAGGGUGAGAGAGGAGUACCAGGCCUGCCAGGAGACCAAGGUGAAAAAGGCGAGCCCGGAGAGAGUGUCCUCGGCCCUCCUGGCCCCAUGGGAGCCCCAGGACACCCCGGAGUUAAGGGCUCACGAGGACUCACAGGUUCUUCUGGCCCUCCUGGGGUUCCAGGAAAGGAGGGCUCCCCUGGUAGACCAGGCCCCCCAGGCCCCGCUGGGCCCCCGGGUGAACCAACUGCUCUGCCAAUCGUCGGAGACAUGGGUUCUUUGUUGAAGAAUGCCUGCAGUUUGUGCCAAACGAAGAUUCCUGGUCUCCCUGGACAGAAAGGGGAGAAGGGGUCCCCUGGUGGACAGGGGACAGAGGGCGGGUUGGGAGAAAAGGGAGAUCCAGGCAUCAGAGGUCCGAUGGGUAAUCCUGGAAAAGAAGGCCCCAAGGGAAUAAAAGGGGAGAGAGGCUUCCCAGGCCCUACAGGAGAUAAAGGUGACGAGGGGCCCUCAGGAGCUCCAGGACUUCCUGGUAUGAUUGGUCGUACAGGGGCCCCGGGCAUAAUGGGCCGACCUGGACCAAUGGGUCAGCAUGGAGCAAAAGGAGACAAAGGAAGUGAAGGACCCGCAGGUACACCAGGGCUUCCAGGGCCUCCGGGUGUUCCCUAUGUGGAGGGCAAUGGCAUGAGCAGCCUGUACAAGCUGCAGAGCGGUGGAGUUUUCCUGGGACCGCCUGGAGCUCCCGGUGCUCCUGGUCCCAAAGGAGAUGAAGGAGCUGCAGGGGAACCAGGAGCCAUGGGAUUACCAGGGCUGGAAGGACUGCCUGGCCCUAAAGGCGAUGUUGGUUUUCCUGGUCCACCAGGGGCAGCAGGUCCUCUAGGAAAGCCCGGAACACGUGGAGAACCUGGAAUCCCAGGAGAGCCGGGUGAACGCGGCCCACUUGGAGAGACGGGAUUUCCGGGGCCUGAGGGACCCCAGGGUGUUGCUGGGAGACCUGGAAGAGAUGGAACUCCUGGAGACGAGGGAUCCACAGGUAAACCAGGGGACAGAGGACCCAAAGGAGAACGUGGUGAUUCAGGGAUUCCUGGUGAAAGAGGUGUUCAAGGUGAAAGAGGUCGCUCUGGAGACCCUGGUGCAGUCGGGCCCAUCGGUCCACCGGGCCCAAAAGGUGAUUCAGGCUCUCCAGGACAGCUGGACCGUGGAACCCUCUUGGGAGACCCGGGCUUCAUGGAGGAACUGAAGAUGAUUAUCCAAAAUGAAGUACUGAGAGUCAUUGAAGGGAGGCUUCUGGGAGCCGCAGCACUACAGAAAACACCUGCAGGCAUCCUAGCUCCACAGGUUCAAGGGCCUCCAGGACCACCUGGCAAAGAUGGAUUACCAGGCCCACAAGGAGUGCCUGGACCUCCUGGUCCUCAAGGAUACAGAGGUCAGAAGGGAGAACGCGGGCAGAUCGGUCUAGGGUUACCAGGAGAUCCAGGACCCAUGGGACCCCCAGGUCCUGUGGGCAUCCCUUCCCAUGGACCUCCUGGCUCUCCAGGACCCCGGGGACCUCCUGGUACAUGCAACCCCAGCGACUGUCUCCUGCCAUCCUUAUGAGCCCGACAGAGAGAUUUUGGACUGUUGGAAGUAAAGUUAUCAGGCUCAGAGCAGCAGAACCACUUCAUCUGACCGCUUCCACGGCUCUGCUUUAUCAGACACACUCAUAACUGAUCUCUUUUGUUCACCUUAUAAUAACAUUUGAUGCAGUGCGUGUUGUUGUUUUGUUGGGGGAUUGGUGUAAAGUUUCUUUAGAAUGCGGUGGCAAACCUUUGGGGUUUUAUCCCUUUUUGUAUUGCAGUACUUUUAACUUAUUUCUUGUUUUUACAUCUCCUACUGUGAUGUGUAAUGCAUUCCUUGUCAUCUCUCAUUAUUUCUUUCAAAACCGUGAAAUGACUUUGUUUUGUCCCAUUCAGUCCUGUUUGAAACAUUAUCUUAAUUAUUUGUUUUCCUUCUGAGCAGGCGUUUCUAUGCACACUUUUGUUCUUCUCGCCUGUUUUUCAGAUAAGCGUGAGUGUGUGUUUCUAUGUGUGUGUGUGUGUGUAUGCAGGGGCUUCUAUCUUUGUGUGGACCAGCUUGAUUUUUAGACCUCCAACCUGUGCUAGUCCUCAGCCUUCGAGGUUUAAUGGAGCUUUUGAGAAGGUGAAAACAAAGAUUUGAGGGAGAUACUUUGACUUGUUGUUGUUUUUGGUUAACGGACUAGGACCAGGUUUUUUAUAUGGUUGUAACAAACAGGACGGUCACACAGCUACGUUUUCUGGUCUCAAGAUUAGAUAAUGGCAAAUGAUACAUCUUUUCCAGCUGCUAAGCAAAAAAUGUUGCUAUGUAUCAUGUUAAUAUGCAUCCUAUCUUUACUGCAGUUUGUUCUUUACAUCAGUAAACCAUGUAGCAAUGGUCCUCCGACGAGAUCUAAGUUGCACUGGGCUAAUCUGUUCUGUAUCCUCUAAGAUUUCAGCCCAAUGUUAUCAAAUCAUCUCUGAGCUAAGCUGUUUUAUCAAUCCUUGUAUUCCUAGUCCACUACCCUGGGGCAUUUUCUGAAGGACUUGCAAAAAUUGGGAGAUAUGAACAUAGGUAAUCACCAUAAGGUUGAGCUGGUACUAUAACAAUUUAAUUUCAUAUACUGUGUAUUUAUAUAUUAGCUCUCAGCUGAAAUUGGCAGGUAUAUUUUCGAGGCAUAACAUUCAGUCCAGUGAGGUAACAAUUGUAAAGUUCUGGGCUGAAAGACUCUAAGACACAGCUGAAAGAUGUAGCUAUGACCUAAGACUUGUAUAUUUGAGAACCACAAAGCUGAACAGAAUGUACCAUCAUGUCAGUGCAUGUCCUCGCAAAGAUCAGAGUCCGUGUUUGUGUUUGUGUGAGAGCGAGAGCUGAAGAUAUGCACUGUACGUGUGACAAAUCACCAUAUUUUGGACACUCUUUAUGCAACCAAAGUGCAGCAGAUGCAUCUAAUGUGGAAAUUAUUUAUUUAUAGUGUGUGGAUAAGAAUGUAUUUGACAGCUGUAGUAAUUAUAAUGUGGACAUUCCAGUAAUGUAAUUACUGGAGGCUGCAUGGCUUAUUUGUUUGUUAAAAUAAUCCACCAAACAUGUUUGAACGCUUCACUAACAAUCGCUGAUUAAUGCGAUCUGCCAUGUCAUUGUAAUACAAAACCUUCCAACUUUAAAGGCACAGGCAACAAGGUCAGAUUUUUCUGCAUGAAAAUGAUGUAUUGAGUUUAAUUGGUCGAGGUGUGAGGCCUCGCACAUUGACCUUCACUGUUGAUUACAACUGUAAAUAGGAUGAAGUAUAGCUUUUAACUCUUUGUCUAAUGAGGAAAAGGAUGGGACCUUUCAAAAUAAUCACAGUAUCAAAGGAUGCUCUUAAUGUGUCAGGGUCACAUGACACAUUAAAACCGACUUUGAAAUAAUGUUUCUUUUUUUCCUUUAACUAACACAUCGGUUACUGUUUACAGAGUGUUGUGUAUGUAUGAUGAUUCCUCUGGUUCGUUUGUAUAUUUUUGAUUUGCAGCCACGCAAAGGAAAUCGGACGACUACACUGCAGCUUCAUACAUCCACUGUUGUGAGCCAUCAAACUCAUCAACAUACAGUACUUGAACUUUUCUCUCACGGUCCACAUCCUGGUUUUGUGUGAUGACUUUGUAUGGGGAGCGGUUGUUAAAAUACUGAAGUUUGAAUUUAUUUAUUUGUUGUGAGAUUAUUUUGAAUAUUAUUUUUGCUAAUUUUAGGAAGUUUUGAGUCAGCUUGAGUUAGUAUAUGUGCAUCAAUUCAUUAGUCCAUAUAUAUAAAAUGAUACGUACUAUGUGUUAACAUAUAUAUAUAUUUAUAUGUAUAUAUGUAAACAUAUUUAAGUAUGUAUAGCUACAUAUGAAUGUACCAAUGUAUAAAUGUACAGACAUGCAUUUAUGUCUGUCUGUAUGUAUACAUACCUAUAUAUUUGUGAAAUUAGAAUGUCUUGUGUAUGACACUGCUCACUUUUUUCAAUUUCUAACACUAUUUCAAAAUAGUUUGACUCAAAGGCUUCAGAUCUUUACAUCGACGAUGUUCAAAGGAAAUUUUGUGGGUGCCUCUGAUGUUUUCUGUUCUUUAUUUCAAUCAUUAAGAUCAGUUUGACGAUUCCUUUUUCUUUCUUUUCAUGUCUCACUUGACAGAAUGUCGUCAUCCUGCUCUCACACAUGUAAAUUAUAAUUCAUUUCAUUUUAAAGCUGCAAAGAUUUCUUUUUUUUCUUGUUUUUUUUUUAAGCAUGCCUGCAACGAGUCCUCUGGUAAAUGUCUUGUGUGUGGGUUGAUACUAAGUCCAUUUUAUUUGUGAGGCAAAAGAGCCCCCUGCUGGAGGCGUGAGCUGCGACCGCUUCCGUUGGCCAUGGAAAAACAUUCUUGUUUCCUUUUGUUGAAUACAGCCCUUUCAUGUGGCUGAUUUUCGUGUUUGUUUUUUAAUAGCUUCCCCUCAGAGACAGUAACAAGGACCUUGACUAAAUUCAAAUGAGUCUGCAUUAGGAAACUCAUCUGUGAACUUUUUGGUGCACUGAAGAGAAGAGAGCACGAAUGAAAGAGGAAUUGAAUUAGGCUGGAAUUGAUAUUAAUGCCUGUUAGUUUGUGGCUUCAGUCGGGCUAAUCAUUUUCAUAACUUAAGAGAAUAGAGCAAAUAAAUGAAGCGGCUGUCGGCACAGUCCAUUUGGUGCCAGUGGUUUCUCGAGGCUCCACGAAGAAGUCUGUUCAUUACAUGUCAGAAUGGAAACUCAUUCAAGUGAAAUGUUGAACAUCUUAAAGAAUCCAAAUCGAGUUGACUUUAAGCUUUAUUAUCUUCUGUUGCAGCAACUUAACCCCAUGUGCUUUCCAUUAAUAUUCUAAUCCUGUAAAUAAGUUUUAAUGAGGAAGAAAAGGGAUAAAGCUCUCAGCAUGAACUUUUGGAUUAAAUAUGUCUGCCUGCUGCAUUUUACUGUGCUGCGUGACCUCGGUUUGUGUUUGGUUUCUUUUUGUUUUCUCUGAAAAUCUACCUCACUCUUGGUUAACCACAUCUACAUCAUCAGCUACUUAGAAAGAAAACAAUAUUAACACUCAUUCGUUGCCUUUAUCUAUAGAAAAAAUGCAAUUAAAAACACAAGUUUAUGUUCCAGGGAUCUCUUGCGGUCCUGGUUGUUGACUGUUAUUUGUGUCGUCCAGUUUAGUGAUCUGUUAGAUAUAGAGCAGAGGCAGUGAUGUGCCUGCUCUAAAGCAUGGUCUCGACUGUGUGUGUGUGUGUGUGUGUGUGUGUGUGUGUGUGUUUACCAGAUAUCAGCGGUUAUAUUUUACACUUUUCUUUGCAGCAUCUUUUAUCAACACUGAUUAAUGGCUCCUGCCUUAGACAUGUGCAAUAAAUGUUAUUCAGUGCUUUAUUUCUUGUUUGGUGGUGUUUUUCUUCCAACUAGUUGUAGAUGUUUUGCAACCAACUUGUAUAAAGUUGUGCCAGACGAAUGAGGCUGUUCAUUUAUUCAUAGGGGAUGAAGUGGAUUAAAGAGAGAACGAAGGUACGGUUUCUU
Cynoglossus semilaevis (tongue sole) is the source of this 8102-nucleotide messenger RNA. Its product is annotated as collagen alpha-1(XIX) chain. The transcript is spliced from 54 exons. Gene Ontology annotation, molecular function: extracellular matrix structural constituent conferring tensile strength. Gene Ontology annotation, biological process: extracellular matrix organization. NCBI's taxonomy places the organism in Eukaryota, Metazoa, Chordata, Actinopteri, Pleuronectiformes, Cynoglossidae. Bases 772 to 4149 code for a protein of 1125 amino acids. The record is from RefSeq and is a predicted model, not a curated record. Gene Ontology annotation, cellular component: collagen type IX trimer.